CUGGAAAUAUAAGAUUCCAGGGCAGAGAUUUUCAUGCUCUGAAAACCAGGCAUGACAAUUCCUGCUUAAAGUCCUGUUCUCUGCCAUCAGACACAAACUUCAAGUAGGGCAGAUCAUCGCUGGGGGAUCUAUUUAUUAGCAGUUUGAAGACAACCUGAAGCUGCUGAAUCACUGUUGGAACCUAAUAAGAAUUGCAUUAUGUGGGUAACAAACCUGGCAGCCCUGGUCCUCCUGGCCACUCCAGCCUCUGCUGCCACGGCCGCAUCAGCAGACAAAGUCCUCAGCAACCAUGCUGCCAUCCUGGCAGACAACAGCGCCACCCUGGCUUUCAGUCUCUACCAAAACAUGGCAAAAGAGACAAACACUGAAAACAUCCUCAUCUCCCCUGUGGUGGUGGCCUCCUCUCUGGGUCUGGUGGCUCUCGGGGGAAAGGCCUCCACUGUCUCGCAGGUAAAAAACAUUCUGAACGCAGCCAAAGUUAAAGAUGAGCAGCUGCACUCCGGUCUGGCCGAGCUGCUGACGGAGGUGAGCGACUCAAAGACCCGAAAUAUCACCUGGAAGAUCAGCAGCCGUCUGUAUGGACCCAACUCUGUAAAAUUUGUGGAUGAGUUUGUCAAGAGCAGCAAAAAACACUACAACUGUGACCACUCCAAGAUAAACUUCAAAGAUAAGAAGAGUGCUGUGAACUCCAUCAACCAGUGGGCAGCCAAGUCUACUGAUGGCAAAGUGCCCGAGGUCACCAAGGAUGUAGAGAAGACUGAUGGGGCAAUGAUCGUCAAUGCAAUGUUUUUUAAGCCUCGCUGGGACGAGCAGUUCCAUCACCAGAUGGUGGACAACCGUGGAUUCCUGGUAUCCCGCGGCUACACAGUUUCAGUACAGAUGAUGCACCGUACAGGUCUCUAUGGCUUCUAUGAUGACAGCACCAAUAAGCUGUCCAUCCUGAGCAUGCCUCUGGCUCACAAGAAGUCAAGUGUGGUGUUCAUCAUGCCCUACCAAGUGGAGACCCUGGAGAGACUGGAGAAGAUGCUGACCAAGAAGCAGCUGGACACGUGGAUGGGCAAGCUGCAGCAGACAGCAGUAGCUCUGUCUCUGCCCAAAGUCAGCAUGGAAGUCAGUCACAAUCUGCAGAAACACCUUGGGGCGCUGGGCUUGACAGAUGCUGUGGACAAAUCCAAAGCGGACUUCUCCAAAAUUUCCGGGAAAAAGGAUCUGUACCUGUCCAGUGUGUUCCAUGCCUCUGCCUUGGAAUGGGACACUGAUGGGAACCAAAUUGAUACCAGCGUCUUUGGCACAGACAAGCUGAAAAACCCUAAACUGUUCUAUGCUGACCACCCUUUCAUCUUCCUGGUGAAGGACCAGAAGACCAACUCCAUCCUGUUUAUUGGCCGGAUGGUCAGGCCAAAGGGUGAAAAGAUGAGAGAUGAAUUGUGACCAUGUGUUGACCUUAGUGUCUAGUUUAAAUGUCCGACUGUGUGUCGAUGUGUAGAGUUUCUAUGGCAAUAUGCUUAGAGAAGUGGGAUAUAAAAUCUAGGUUUGAUAUUGGCACAACUGCAUUCCUUUGUUCCAUGCAGACAGCAUUCCACAAAAGCACUGUACAACCCCCAUUGUUAUCAUGUUUUUUUUGGUUAUGUAGUGGCACAUCAUCUUAUGGACUGAAGACUUACAUUAAGUAUGAUUUCCCUGAUUAAUGCCUAAAAUGCAAAUGCACAGUUUCCUGAAACUUAAUUAUUUGAACUGAUAUAGUCUCCGUUCUAUGGUGUUUGCUGUUUUAUUGAUCAAAAUUAUUUUCUCAAAUUUCCCCGUCGAGGGAGGAAUAAAAGAAUAUCAUAUCUUAUCUUAUUCUUAUUCUUAUCUUAUCUUUAGUUUGUCAACUUGCCUGCUUUGUCCAUUGGUUUUCACAGAUAUUUAGCUAAUUUUUUUGCACAGCUUUCUCCUACGAGCAUGUUUUUCUUUAACCAAGAGCCUACAGUGCAUUUUUUCUUGGUAUUGACCUACCAAGGCACACAGAUUUAAUAUGAACUGUGUCCAAAGGAACAUGUGCACACAUUGUUUUUAGCUGUUACAAAUUGCUUGAUUUUCAAUAAAAAAAAGGAAAAAUG
Messenger RNA from Scophthalmus maximus (turbot), 2099 nucleotides. RefSeq names its product serpin peptidase inhibitor, clade H (heat shock protein 47), member 1a (gene serpinh1a). Gene Ontology annotation, molecular function: serine-type endopeptidase inhibitor activity. Gene Ontology annotation, biological process: collagen fibril organization; negative regulation of endopeptidase activity. Lineage: Eukaryota; Metazoa; Chordata; Actinopteri; Pleuronectiformes; Scophthalmidae. The record is from RefSeq and is a predicted model, not a curated record. The transcript is spliced from 5 exons. Bases 199 to 1431 code for a protein of 410 amino acids. Gene Ontology annotation, cellular component: endoplasmic reticulum.